This is a messenger RNA of Lolium perenne, 567 nucleotides long. Lineage: Eukaryota; Viridiplantae; Streptophyta; Magnoliopsida; Poales; Poaceae. The record is from RefSeq and is a predicted model, not a curated record.
AUGCCGCCGCGCCGCCGCCCACCCUCCGGCUACCACGGCGUCCGGGCGCGGCCGAGCGGCCGAUUCGACGCGGAGAUCCGUUCCGGCGAGGAGCGGAUCCGCCUCGGCACCUUCGACAGGGCGCACGAGGCGGCGCGGGCCUACGACGCCGUCGCGUGGCGGCCGGGCCGCAGCCGCCGCGCGAUGAACUUCCACGACGUGUUCACGCGCGAGCAGCGCCUGCUCAUCGCCGAGCGCGAUGAGGCGCUCUGCGUUGAAUGGGCGUGCCGCUUCCCGGAGGACGUCGCCGCCACGACGGCCUUCUACGCGGAGAAAGAGAAGAAGGAGGAGGAGAAGGCGGCGGAGAAGGCGAAGAAAAAAGCUUCACGCGAGAAGCGCCGCGCCGAGUCCGCGGCGAGGAAGGCGGCGAGGGCCGCGAAGGCGGCGAGGAAGGCGGAGGAAAAGAAGAACGGCGCAGGGCUGUCGACGAUCGUCCUCUCCUCCUCCUCCUCCUUCGAGUGGACGACGACGUCGGUGUCGGAGACGACUCCGAGCAGCUCGGACUUCGACUGGGACUCCUCCGAGUAG